Messenger RNA from Sceloporus undulatus (fence lizard), 2525 nucleotides. RefSeq names its product vitamin K-dependent protein S-like. The transcript is spliced from 15 exons. Gene Ontology annotation, cellular component: extracellular region. NCBI's taxonomy places the organism in Eukaryota, Metazoa, Chordata, Lepidosauria, Squamata, Phrynosomatidae. Gene Ontology annotation, molecular function: calcium ion binding. The coding region runs from base 194 to 2245 and encodes 683 amino acids. The record is from RefSeq and is a predicted model, not a curated record.
GCAGCAAGGCUUUGCUUUCCGGGAAAGGUCCGCCGGCCCCUCGGCCCCUCAGCCUCCCUCCCUCCCUGCCUCCCUGGGCAGCAGCAGCAGCAGCAGCAGGAGCAGAAGGGCCGGGAGCUGGAGGAGGACCAUUGCCCCCUCGACCAGGCAGCGGCCCCCGGGGGCCCUUCCUAGCCCUCGACGGAGCCCCAGGAUGAGGCUCCCCUGCCCGCCCUGCCUUCUCCUCUCCUGCCUCUUGAUCGCAGUCGCCAUCUCUGAGGCCAGGACCUUUUUAUCUCAGCAUCAUGCCUCAGAGUUUCUGGUCCGAAAACGUCGAGCAAAUUCCUUUAUGGAAGAAAGUAAGAAGGGGAAUUUGGAACGGGAAUGUAUUGAAGAAUACUGCAAUAAAGAAGAAGCCAGGGAAAUAUUUGAAAAUAACCCUGAAACGGAUCAUUUCUAUCCCAUAUAUUUAGACUGCCUGGCUUCAUUCCGAACAGGAAUAUUCAGGGUGCCAUCACAGUCUUCAGAUUCUCCAGCUGACCUGCGGUCCUGUGUCAAAGUAAUAGCAAACCAGUGUAUUCCUCUGCCGUGCAAUGAAGAUGGUUAUAAAGAAUGCAAAGAUGGACAAGCCCAGUUCACAUGUAUCUGUAAACCUGGGUGGCAAGGAGUGAAAUGUGAAGAAGAUAUAAAUGAAUGUGAAGACCCAACAAACAGAAAUGGCGGGUGUAGUCAAAUUUGUCAUAAUUUUCCUGGAAGCUACCGUUGUUUUUGUGAAGAUGGUUAUUAUAUACAACCAAAUAAAAUGGACUGCAAGGACUUGAAUGAAUGCAUGUUAGACCAGAACAUUUGUGGGACAGCACAAUGCAAGAAUACUGCUGGAAAGUAUGAAUGUGAAUGUCCACCAGGCUAUUCCUACAAUUCAACUACAAAGAAAUGUGAAGAUGUGGAUGAAUGUGCUGAAAAUUUUUGUUCUCAGAUGUGUGUGAAUUCUCCAGGAAGCUACACCUGCUAUUGUGAUGGGAAAAAGGGCUACAAGGUGUCCAAGGAUAUGCGAACUUGUGAGACUGUACCAGAUUGUCUUGCUCUGAAUCUUGAAAAGAAUUAUGGACUGCUUUAUCUAGCAGAGCAAUUUAAAGGGAUCCCUGCUUUGUACUUAAGGUUUAGAUUGCCAGAAGUUACAAGAUUUUCUGCAGAAUUUGACUUUCGGACUUAUGAUAAUGAGGGUGUCAUUCUGUAUGCUGAAUCUACUAACAACACAGCAUGGUUUUUGCUUGCACUUCGUGAUGGAAAGAUUGAAAUUCAGUUCAAGAAUGAACUUGGAACCAAAGUGACAAGUGGUGGUAAAGCCAUUAAUGAUGGCCUGUGGCACAUGAUAUCUGUGGAAGAACUGGAACAUAGCAUCAGUGUAAAAAUAGCAAAAGAGGCAGUAAUGAACAUUAAUAGCCCAAGAAAUCUUUUUAAACCAUCCAAUGGCUUUCUGGAAACAAAGGUGUAUAUUGCAGGGCUACCUAGCAAAGUGGGCAAUGCUCUCAUAAAACCAAUUAAUCCCCGUCUGGAUGGAUGCAUUCGUGCCUGGAACUUGUUGAAUCAGGGCAAUUUUGGUGUAAAAGAUAUCAUUCAACAGAAACAAAGCAAACACUGUUUCAUAAGUGUUGGAAAAGGAUCUUAUUAUCCUGGCACUGGAGUAGCAGUAUUUCAUAUUAACUACAAUAACAGCCUAACCAAUAAAGAAGAUUGGUUAAUAAACAUAACCUUGGCCAUCCGUCCAUCCACAGGCACUGGUGUAAUGUUUGCCUUAGUUUCUGAUGAAAAAGUGCCUCUUGCAUUGUCAGUUGUAGACUCCAACUCAUCGAACUCACAGGAUAUCAUUGUGUCCAUUGAAAAUGCCAUUGUGGCCCACUUGGAGUCAAGCAGUUUGUGUACCUCAAAAACAGUGCUACUCGAACUCAAAAUAACCAGAGAGCUGCUUGAACUUACAGCUGAUUUGCAUUCAGAGAUCACCUACUCAGGACAACAUCUUUCAGCCCUUGAUCAAGCAAUGAAUGGAUCCAUUGAUACCUACUUAGGUGGCAUUCCUGAUGUUCCAGUUGAAGCAACUCCAGUAACAGUUUUUUAUAAUGGCUGCAUGGAGGUGAAAAUUAAUGAUAGGCAACUGGAUUUGGAUGAAGCCAUCUCCAAAAAGAGUGACAUUAGGUCACAUUCUUGCCCAUUGCUCAUGAAUGAAAUGCUGAGUUCUGAAGCCACUGAUCUCCUUUCUGUUCAUUAAUAUUUCAUAGGAAAAUCCUGAUUGUUUUGCCCAAAAUGGAUAAAGACACAGAGAUUGAUCUAAAACAUUUUCUAUUUUCUAAUUAUCUGUUCUGAGAACAAAUCACUUGCAUCCUUUUCCAAUAUAAAGGGACCAUAUGAGGAUUAAUAUUCUGUCAAAAUAGUGUCAUUCAUAACAUUUCACAAUUUUUAGUUGUAUAGUUUCCUUGUCAACAUUUAUACAUUUUAUGUUUUGUAUUUUAUUUACCUUGAAGAAUAAAAUCAGAAAACAUUUAUCUGAA